AAAAUGUCCGGGCUGCAGUUCAACCUGGGACCCGUCAAGGAGCCGCUGGGCUUCAUCAAGGCCUUGGAAUGGAUUUUUGCCAUCUUCGCGUUUGCCACCUGCGGAGGUUACAGCGGAACUACAAAAAUGACUGUCACUUGUCCCAACGAAAACCUGACUGUUAAGGCCGAAAACCUGACUGCUAAGGCCGAUUUUCGAUACCCAUUCAGGUUGAACCAGGUUUUGAUCAGCCUUCCAGAGAAGAAAGAUUGUAAUGGCACUUGGACCCAGCCGUACUACCUGGUGGGAGACUUCUCAUCCUCAGCUCAGUUCUUCGUGACCUUUGCUGUCUUCGUGUUCCUGUACUGCAUCGCCGCCCUGGUGGUAUACCUGUGUUUCUUACACCUGUAUCGGGGCGCUGGUAAACUCCCCAUGAUCGACUUUAUUAUCACCAUAGUAAUUUCUUUCUUGUGGCUAAUAAGCACGUCUGCCUGGGCAAAGGGUCUCACGGAUAUCAAAACAUCCACCGGCCACAACAUGGUGGUCAUUCAGCCUUGUAAGCCGCCUGUGAAGUGUACUUUUGAAGACAUCAGGAGUAUGGGAUCCUUGAACGUCUCUGUGGUUGUUGGUUUCCUCAACCUGAUCCUGUGGGCAGGAAACGCUUGGUUCGUCUACAAGGAAACCAACCUGCAUAGCCCUCCAGCCACGGAGCCCCCGAACCCGGCCCACCCCCCAAUUCCCACGGGGAUGUAAAGAGAAUGGGAAGUCACCAGUAA
Euleptes europaea (tarantolino) is the source of this 755-nucleotide messenger RNA. RefSeq names its product synaptophysin-like protein 1. The coding region runs from base 4 to 732 and encodes 242 amino acids. The transcript has 5 exons. The record is from RefSeq and is a predicted model, not a curated record. Gene Ontology annotation, cellular component: synaptic vesicle membrane; synaptic vesicle. NCBI's taxonomy places the organism in Eukaryota, Metazoa, Chordata, Lepidosauria, Squamata, Sphaerodactylidae.